CGAAAGAUACCAUAAUACUGCUACAAGGUCAAAGAGUGGCAGCAGGAGUAGUGGCAGUUCUACGGCCGUUGAAAAAGCCGGGAGCUCAUCGUCCAGUCCGACGAGUGUUGAUUUCGUAAGCACCCUACCUCCUCCUCCACAAGCUAUAACGAGGUUACCUCAUAAUGGUCACGAAACAGAUUCACGAACAUUACAUGGUGAUGAAUAUAACAAUCACAAAUGGGUGGAUCAGAAGCCGUCAACCGAAUGGUUGAACGAGCAUCCAGCAUCCAUACAAAACCGUGAACUUCAACGAAAAGCAACAAAUAACGGUCGGCUAUAUCGACAAAGUUCUACAGUAUCAUCUCAUGACGGAGAUUGCCCUACAUCUAAACAGCGUCCACAAAUAGCAAUUCAUUCGCAUUCGCAGCCACUACAAUAUACACCAGAGGGACACACCCGCUCUCCGUCAUCGUUAUCUACGUUAACACAAUCAACAAAUACAUCGUUGUCACCGCCGCCAAGGGUACAGUCACCAAUACUUCGUGCAACAUCACCUCCGACAUCUCGACCGACAUCACCUCUCCCGAGUACAUUUGCUGGACAAUCACAGCAGACAUCCAUACGGAACAUGUCAUCGUCAAAUUCUCUAACUGCAAUAAGAAUUAUCAAUUCAUUCGAGGUUCAGCCAGUAGUAGGCAACCAUCGGUCUUCGUUGCAUGAAACUUUUAUGGGACAAUCGAGUGUAGCGAAAAAGGUCUGGGGAGCCAGUGACUUUGGGGUUGAAGGAAGUUUAAGUGGUAAUAAUUCUAUAGGUAGUCAGUUGAGUUCUUCAGAUACGACGGGGCAUUAUCGUAGCACUUCUGAUGUGUCUACUGGAUCCGGGGCAUUAUCGGCCGUGGGUGUUCCGAGUUUUUAG
Messenger RNA from Paraglomus brasilianum, 898 nucleotides. Lineage: Eukaryota; Fungi; Glomeromycota; Glomeromycetes; Paraglomerales; Paraglomeraceae. The record is from the annotation of a GenBank genome assembly.